Messenger RNA from Rubroshorea leprosula, 492 nucleotides. NCBI's taxonomy places the organism in Eukaryota, Viridiplantae, Streptophyta, Magnoliopsida, Malvales, Dipterocarpaceae. The record is from the annotation of a GenBank genome assembly.
AAUUGGACCAAUUACAUUUUGAAUCUCCUCCAAUUCAUAACCCUAACCGCCACUUUCCUAAUUCCUCGAACUUAAUCAAUGGCCGGAGCAGAGGAGGAGAUCGUAGAGCUGAUCAAACCAGAGUUCCCGAUUGAACGGAUCAAGAGGAUCAUGAAACUCGAUAACUAUAUCAACAAGGCCACUUCAGAGGCAUUAUUCUUGCUUUCUUGUUCCACUGAGCUUUUUCUCCGAUUCCUCGCUGAGAGAUCCGCAGAAAUCGCUUUGGAAAAGAAGCGGAAGACGGUGAAGCUCGAUCACAUAAAUAAGAAUCGCCGUCAGAAGACACCUACCAACCGGCGAUUUACUUCUGGAUUCGCUUCUCGCGCCGGCCGAGUCAACUCAGUCCGUAGAUCUACCGCGUUCUCGAGCCACUGAAAAUAAACCUGCACCGCCUGAAACUCGCCGCAUAGAUCAGUUCUUUCGGAAGCCGGAUAAUGAAGCUCCAAUUGAGAU